Messenger RNA from Zophobas morio, 789 nucleotides. RefSeq lists its product as uncharacterized. Gene Ontology annotation, molecular function: acireductone synthase activity; magnesium ion binding. The transcript has 7 exons. The coding region runs from base 21 to 698 and encodes 225 amino acids. NCBI's taxonomy places the organism in Eukaryota, Metazoa, Arthropoda, Insecta, Coleoptera, Tenebrionidae. The record is from RefSeq and is a predicted model, not a curated record.
UUGAAUUUGUCUCUGAAGUCAUGUUCCCUUAUGCUCGGUCAAAGUUUCUAUCCUUCCUUAUAGAAAAUUAUAAUAGUAACCCUCUGGUAAAACUUUACACAGACGAUCUUGCUCGCUUUGUUAAUAAUGAAAUUGAAAAUAAUCGCUGGGAAAAGCAAUUUUAUGUGUGCUCCAGUUCUCCGUUGGAACAGUACUUGAAGGCCAUCUUUAAAAACCUCGAGAAGAUGAUGCUAUCUAACGUGAAAGACCAAACUCUUAAAAAUCUUCAAGGUUUAGUAUGGAAGCGAGGAUUCGAGGUUGGGGAUUUGAGUUGCCCGUUGUUCGAGGAUGUUCCUGAGGCGCUGAGGAGAUGGCGCUCGAAAGGCAUCAAAGUCUAUAUGUACUCCAGCGGCUCCCGAUAUGCACAGAAACUUUUAUUGUCGCACUCCAUGCAAGGAGACGUUUCUUUAUGCAUUGAUGGUUAUUUUGAUGUUAUUAAUUCCGGCUUAAAAACCGAGAAGUCGAGUUUCUUCGACAUAGCACUUACGCUUGGUUUGUAUGAUAAACCUUCGAGCAUAUUAUUCUAUACAGACACGCUUUCUGAGUAUUAUGCAGCGACUGAGGCAGGUUGGCAGGCGCGGUGGAUCUAUAGACUCGGAAAUAAACGCGAAGAAAAUUCCCCAAACAGACCUUCUCAAGUCGAGUCUUUGGAUUAUUGAAAAGUUGAUGUGCUUCCAAUUAAUUUAUUUAGUUGUGCUCAGUUUGUUUAUAGUAAUUUUCAUCUUAAAAUGGGAAGACAGUAAAAAUUUU